Dinoponera quadriceps is the source of this 5047-nucleotide messenger RNA. RefSeq names its product protein Star-like. The record is from RefSeq and is a predicted model, not a curated record. NCBI's taxonomy places the organism in Eukaryota, Metazoa, Arthropoda, Insecta, Hymenoptera, Formicidae. Bases 51 to 1019 code for a protein of 322 amino acids. The transcript is spliced from 6 exons.
AGACACGCGCGCAGCCUCAAAUUCACGGAUAAGGGAGAACGCGGGUCGCCAUGGAGCCGGUGAAAGCGAAAAUGGCUCCUACGGGAACGUCUUCGCCAAACGGAGUUCUGCCACCGCCUAUAGGAUCCGUCAUGGCCGGAUCGUCGUUAGCCAACUAUAAAAGAACCUGGUGGAGAGGAGUGGCCCCCUGCUUGGCCUUCCUCGGAGCUUUUUCCAUCGCCAUGGCUCUGCUCCUCGUUUGGAGCGAGGCCGCCGCUUUGAGGAGGCAGGCGUUUGAUGCGAACAUGACCAGAGACUACGUGCUCGACAGCGUCUCGAUGGACAAUCCGCAAUUGGUCGCUUACAUACGGCAAGUGCACCUGAAACCCACGACGCGCCAGGACCCGUUGAACGUCAGCCAGACGUUAGAAGAGAAAUACGUGACCACACUGUCGCAGAGCAAGCGCGAGGGCGUCUACGCGGAAUACAUCAGCAGGAUAGGCGCGAUCUCCAGCACCGCCUGGCUGGAGUCCAAUCUGAACUGGCGCGGUGUCCUGAUACUCACCGAUCCCAAGAGCUUCUUCGAGGCGCAGCGGAGCACCAGGGAUCCGCGCACCAGAGUCCUCCACGCGUGCCUCAGCACGGACAAGGAUACCAAAGAGAUAAAGUAUCACCAGGAAUCGGAGGUCCAAGUAACGAAAUUGGGCGACGGUCCUAACAGCCUCGUACCGUCGGACGACAGCUUGCCCACCACCAGGCUUAAGUGUUUCCCUCUGUACAGCGUGCUGUUGGCGUACAACGCCACGACGUUGGAUUACCUGAGUCUGGACAGCCCCGACGCUCCCGACGGCCAGGUGCUCGACACUAUUCCAUGGGACGUCAUAAGAAUAUCGGUUCUGUCGAUACGCUGGAAUUCCCAUCACAGCGAGACGGAGACGAAGAGCUUCAUCGAGAAGAUGACUAGCCGGCGAUACAAGCUCGUUCACACGACCGACACCGGCAAAUGGAUAUUUCUCUACAAUACUCUGCUGAAGAUCUGAAGGAGGGAAGAGCUUGACUCAGGUGAAACACGUGACAGUGACUGAUCUACAGCAUUUCGUCGUCGGACGAAAACACACGUUUAAGCGAAUCAGAACACAUCGACCGGCCCACUUCUGCGCGAUACGCGCGCUUCUUCUCACCUGAAUAUUUUAUCAUCCGUUCUUUCUCUUCCCGAAGAGACAUUCUGGAUUCGAGCAACAAAGUUUCAUUUGAUCUCCCGUGCGAUCUCAUCCGGAGGACGAUUCGAAUCACCGACGCGGUAACGAAGACGCCGGAAGCGGAAUCGAUCGCAGAGUAAUUUCCCGAUGGAUUCUCGUCGUGUCAUUCGUCGCGAUUCGAAUCGCUUGGAAGAAUGUUCGGCCGCGCGAUAACCGAGCGACUAUCGGCGACCGAAUCUUCAGAGACUCGCGUUGCGGGAUCGUGGGAGCUUUUGUGAUCAGGAUCGCCAUCAAGAUUCGAAUAACGACGAGCCACGGCGAUUCGAGGGCUCAAAUAGCCGAGAGUGACGACGGUCGAAAUAAUAGUCUCGGGUUUUCCUGCCUUUUCUUCCGCAGCAUCGAGUUUAAACGAAAUCGGAGCGAGUCGCUCUCAUAGUGUCUCGAAGGUGUCCCGCGGUAUCGAAUUGUGGUCCGACUGUUCAAGACCGUUCGAAGAUCUCCCGACCUCCUCAGUCUCUCCCGCGACUUCGAAUUCGACGCAAAGACCUAAGAACUCUCUUGAAUCCUCGCUUGCCUGUCCGACGGUUCGUCGUCCUCGAGGGAGGGAACGCUCGAAUAUUACUUAAAUUCCUCAAGGGUGAGUGCACGAUCUCGGAUCUGAGGACCGAAGUAGCGAACUCAAAGAAUCGGCUCGCUCGAAAUUUCUUGGAAUAGAAUUUCGCUCCAAACGAGUGAAGAGUGGCCGUAUUUUCGCUUUCGAAGCGGAAAUACCGUCACUUGAAGUCGUCGCGAAAGUGAGGGUUUUCACUCAAGCCCAGAGUGGAUUCCGACUCCGUACGAGUGAAUUUUCCAAUCGAUCCGAAUGAACUCGUUCCCGCGACAAAUCCGAAUCUAUCAGAUUCAUUUGUUCAGCAUCGAGCGAAAACAUUCAUUCGACGAUUCAGAGCGGAGAUCUCUUUGUACGAGUGAAGCGUCACUCUGACACCUCGAUGACUCGGACGUCGCUCUAUUUUUCGAUUGGAAUUUCCUUCCAGAAAAUCGAGAACACACCGACACCGUAAUCGACGUGUACGCACACGCGCAUAUAUUUUGUUGCAGUUAUUACUAGAAGUACCCGUAAGUGAUGUCGCUUUUUGACACACUUGCACAAGAUUUUAUUUUAUCUAACACUUAGUUCAUUCAAAAUUUUAUAAUAAGCACACUGAAUGUCGAUAAAUUUAAUUUAAUAUACAAGUUACGUAAUAACAAAUCACAUGCGCGAACAAAGUGGCGAUGUUUAUUCAAUUUGAAAAAAAAAACGACGAAUUACUCACGGGUAUUCCUGACACUUCAUGAGGAACGUAUAGGAGCGUUCUUACAGAAUUCCGCGAGUUCUCGAGUCUUCUUCAGAUACGUGAGUGUCCUCUUACGCUUCGUAUCGCGUCGCGAUGAUCUCUCUCGUCUUCUCUCUCUCUCUCUCUCUCGUUCUCUUUCUCUUCGGUUAUCGCUCGUCAGACCACGCGAUGUUCGAUAAUUACCGAACGAACCGCGCUUAAGGCAGGCUCUUUUUUUUGGCUUCUCGUGCGGCAAAGCGACGCGUAAUUGCGUAAUCGCUUUGUCUACAAUGCAGGGUCGUAGGGUCGCCGCAAUCGCUCGAGUCGGCCCGUUCGCGGCUACGACUGAUCUUCGUCGAAUUGUGAGUGAAUCGACCUGAGCGCUUGUAGAUCCCGCUUAAGACCGAGAGAGAUUAUCCGCGGGGACGACGCGGGUGGCCCUAAACUCGGGCGUCCUCGCGACGUUCCGACGAUCUUCGCGCAAUAAUGACACUUUCGCAACAACAGUGGGGUCGAUUUCGAAAUCGAACGAUACCCGUCGUAUCAUAUCACAUUUACGUUGCGUGCUUUUUUUUUAUCUAUUUUACACGUGUCGCGCGCGUAAGAUUUACCGAAGUAGGAUUUGCCGUGCGCUUAAUCUCGAAUGAUUAAAUAGUGAUGAUCGAUCUCACGAGUGAUUAAGUAAUUAUCUAAAUGGCUGGGCGGAAACAAGAGGGACGUGUUAAUAAAUACAGACUUCCUCGAUCAAGCGACAACCGCAUCGUCUUCACGGGAGACACGUGAGAUUUCUGCGUGAAUUCACUUCCACGAUAUGAGAAUCUCUCGGGGUGUCCUCGAAGGUAAGGUCUUGCGGAUCUUGAGAAAUAGAGAGAAAGAGAAUUAGCGACCCUUUUACUCGAAUUAUCGAGACGCAGGGGCGAUAAUUCCGAGAUCUGAGAUGCCGAGUCGCUUAUUAAUGGGGCGAGCGCUUGAAAAUCCAAUCCCAACGAAUCCAGUUAAGCUGCGGGAAAAUCGGGAAAGCGCCCGAGAAAUACAGAUUACCAGAUCCUUUUCGGAGGCACCACAUCAAAAAGCAAAUUCUCUCUCUCUCUCACACACACACACACACACACACACACACACACACGUACACACAUGCGCGCGAUUUUUACCGAUAGCAGGAUUAGUUUUAGUUAGUCUAAAGCAAGUCAGCAACUGCAUCCUGACAACGUUUUAUGAAGGACGUGUUGAUUUGACUUUUAAUGAGCAUAAUGCACCUAUGCGUGUGCCAACUGCGUCAACGUAUACACGCCAAUGUUAUCACGGUGUGUGACAAGCGAGCGAGUUGAUCUUAGGAUAUUUUCCGCAGUUCUCUGUAUUCGUACAAUUCCGUACAUUAAACAACUUAAGACUCCCGUUUCCUCGUUGCGGCUAUCUUAGUUAAUGACGUCGGAAGCGAGAACAUCCAAGUACCCAAAGUUCUUGCGAGACACGAGUCGAAAUAAAAAGUCGAAAUGAAAAGGUAUGUCUAAUAAGAUGACACUUGUGGCUGAGCUGAGCACAUUCGUAAAAUGUCCCGAAAACUUUGCGAAAAGUAUGCGUUUUCUCACUGCUGACGUCAUCGAACCAGAAGACCGUACUGAGGGACCAAUAGGCCUAUUUUUAACGACAGUAUUGUUAUCGUUACGUUGCCGUACGAGCAGAUAUAAACACAUGGUAAGAGAACUGCUCAAUGACCAGGUGUCGACGACGAUAAUGUAUUUAGGUUAAAAGCUAUAUAAUAGUUACUGUGGGAUCUGUGAUGCAGGAAUUGACAGCAAACGCGUUUUGGGCGAAGUUAACAGAACAUUUAUAUCUGAUAACAGAAUUUCUGGUUAUGUCUUGUGAACCAACUCGGUUCUCAUAACCGAGAAUUCUGUUUUCUCACACGAAACGCACACGUUUGCUUUGUCUAUCGUCAAGUAAAUUCGAACAAACUUUAUUCCGCGUGUGAAACCUAUUUUCCUCUUGAUAUUGACAAUCAUCGGUGUGUAUGUAUGUGUGUGUGUGUUGGCAGAUCAACUGCCAACGUCGUAAAAUUUAGUUUCACGCUGUUCGAGAUUCUCGAAGGGUCUAGUAAUGUUGAAACUCAGCUCAGGGUUUGCGAUAUCUACGGAUAUUCAACAUUUCAAAAUGGACGUUUGCGUUGCAGUUGGUUAUUCGAUUUCGUCGUACAUCGGAACACGUACACUUUUGCGAGCUCUCAAACGCACGCGACUCGGCGCAAGUUUAUCCGUAAGUUUUUUUUUUUUUUUUCGUUACUUGUAAGAGCAAUCCGCUUUUUCUUUCCUUAUCGUUUAUCAAAGAUCAUUCCGUAAUAUAUUAUCGAUACGCGUAACUCUUUCCCGCCAGUGUGUCUAUACGUAGCAUCGAUUUCGUUGUAGCGCCUCUAGUGCGUUUUUCGAGAGAUUUUCCAGUUUUGUUUACUUUUUUUUUUACAACAUAUGUGUAAUUUGUCUAGGUUUAACAAUUCGAAUAUAAUGUUGCUCACCGUUUCUGUCCCGCGAGGAGCAACAAUUUCCUUUCGACAGCAAUAAA